AUGCUUUUCAACAACCUCAACGCGCUCGCGCUCGUCGCUUCGCUUGCAGCUCCAGCUGACGCCUUCUGGCGCAUGACCUGCCCUGGCCGUCUGGUUAAGGAGCGCGCCGAUCCCAUUGUCGCCCCAGGGAAGGUCUCUGCCCACGUUCACACCAUAUCUGGUGGCAGUGGCUUCGGGUUCGAGAUGACCUAUGACAAGGCUCGCGCCUCCAAGUGUUCCUCCUGCCCGAUUAAGGCGGAUCUUUCCAACUACUGGACUCCAUCGCUCUACUUCAAGGCCCAGAAUGGUAGCUUCAUCAGCGUGCCUCAGGCUGGUGAUUUCAACGGCCAGACUGGUGGCAUGACCGUGUAUUACCAACAACGCCCUGGCCCGAACAACGACAAGCUCAAGGCGUUUCCCAAGGGUUUCCGCAUGGUCGCCGGUGACCCGUUCAAGCGCGCGCCCGGCACUGACUUCGCCUCCAAGGCCGUGUCCUUCGCCUGCCUCGACUACAACGGCCCCGCGACCGCUGAGACCAACAACUUCCCGAACCGCAACUGCCCGAAUGGCCUCCGUGCCCAGAUCUACUUCCCGUCCUGCUGGGACGGCAAGAAUCUCGACACCGCCGACCACAAAUCUCACAUGUCCUACCCGGCCUCCGGCAACUACAACGGCGGUCCCUGCCCAGCCUCGCACCCGGUGCACCUGAUCUCCAUCUUCUACGAAGUCAUGUACGACACGCAGAAGUUCGCCAACGAGUGGUACGGCAGCUCUCAGCCCUUCGUCUUCGCACAAGGCGACCCAACCGGGUACGGCAUGCACGGCGACUUCGUGAACGGGUGGGACGUCGACGUCCUGCAGCGCGCGACGGACCAAUGCACGGCCAACAGCGGCAGCAUCAAGGACUGCCCCGUCUUCGCCAACGACCUCUUCACCGACGCCCAGUGCCACGCGUGCAAGAUCGCGCCGUCCGUCAACGAGCAGGUCGACGGCGUCAUGGCCAAGCUGCCUGGCUGCAACGCCGUUACUCCUGGCCCAGCGCGCGCGGCGCCUGUCACCACGUGCCAGGACAGCGCGGUCAUUGGCGCUGCGGCCACGUACUUCACGGACGUGACGGCGAGCAAGAAGUGGGAGUAUGUUGGCUGCGGCACCGACAAGUACAACGACCGCACCUUCAGGGCCAAGUCGACGAACCAGGCCACCAUGACCGUCGAGAAGUGCAUCGAUUACUGCAGCACCGCUGGGUACAGCUAUGCUGGGUUGGAGUACGGCACUGAAUGCUACUGCGACAACACCCUCCGCAGCGACCGCGCGCCCGUCCCAGGCGUCAUGGGCUCCUGCACCAUGAAGUGCGGCGGCAACGGCAACCAGUACUGCGGCGGCGGCUCGGCCAUGAGCAUCUACCACAAGUGCGGCAGCACGUGCAAGAACGCUGCCAUGAAGAAGAGACACCUUGAGGAGCAUCGCCAUGCCCCUGCUCACGGCCAGAGCGCUUAG
This is a messenger RNA of Coniosporium apollinis CBS 100218, 1476 nucleotides long. RefSeq lists its product as uncharacterized. The coding region runs from base 1 to 1476 and encodes 491 amino acids. The record is from RefSeq and is a predicted model, not a curated record. The transcript is spliced from 3 exons. NCBI's taxonomy places the organism in Eukaryota, Fungi, Ascomycota, Dothideomycetes.